UUUUUGUGGAGACCCUUUUAUUCUUGGCCUUCUCUUCUUCCACUACCACUCUUCUCUCUCCUUCUCCCCUCACUCCUCUUCCAUCUCUGUCCCAAUGGACUCUGUGACCCUAUUCUGUACUGGUGCUCUCCUCGCCGGUGGCCUCUACUGGUUCGUCUGCGUUCUCGGCCCGGCCGAGCGACAGGGCAAGCGUGCCGCAGAUCUCUCCGGUGGCUCCAUCUCCGCCGAAAAAGUCCAAGACAGUUACAACCAGUACUGGUCCUUCUUCCGUCGCCCUAAGCAGAUCGAAGCCUCCGAGAAAGUACCCGACUUCGUAGACACCUUCUACAACCUCGUCACCGAUAUUUACGAGUGGGGUUGGGGUCAGUCCUUCCACUUCUCUCCCUCAGUCGCCGGCAAGUCCCACAAGGAUGCCACGCGCCUCCACGAGGAGAUGGCCGUCGAUCUCAUCAACGUCAAGCCCGGUGCCAAGAUCCUCGACGUCGGAUGCGGCGUUGGCGGGCCGAUGCGCGCGAUUGCAGCCCACUCGCGCGCCAACGUCGUGGGGAUCACGAUCAACGAGUACCAGGUGAAGAGGGCUCGUUUGCACAACAAGAAGGCCGGGCUCGACUCACUCUGCGAGGUCGUCUGCGGCAACUUUCUAGAGAUGCCUUUCCCGGAGAACAGCUUCGACGGCGCGUACUCCAUCGAGGCCACCUGCCACGCGCCGAAGCUGGAGGAGGUGUACGCCGAGAUCUUUAGGGUUCUGAAGCCUGGAGCUCUGUACGUUUCGUACGAGUGGGUGACGACUGACAAGUACAACGGCGACGACGCGGAACACAGGGAGGUGAUUCAGGGGAUCGAGAGAGGUGACGCCCUGCCGGGGCUGAGGACCCACGUGGACAUUGCCGAGGCGGCGAGGAAGGUAGGGUUUGAAGUUGUGAAGGAGAAGGAUCUGGCCAGACCUCCAAGUGAGCCAUGGUGGACCAGGUUGAAGAUGGGCAGGAUCGCCUACUGGCGCAACCACAUUCUCGUUAUCGUGCUCUCCUUCUUGGGAAUUGCGCCCAAGGGAACCGUGGAUGUUCACGAGAUGCUGUUUGUCACCGCUGACUAUUUGACCAGAGGUGGUGAGACCGGAAUCUUCACUCCGAUGCACAUGAUCCUCUGCCGGAAACCGGAAUAACUUUCUCCGAGUCACAAUGGUACUGACAUGUAUCACCCAUCCAAACCCUCCCUUUGUUAUUCUAGUCCCUUUUUUUACAUUUGUUUUUGGUUUUAAUUUCUCUUCCUAGACUCUGUUCUUUUUGGUUUUGCUAUUUUGACAGUCUAAUUUAUUGUAUUUCCAUUCGGAAUUAUUUGAAUUUUCGUGAUUAGGAUCUUCUGCUUAUUCACAUUCUAGUGUCUUGGACUCAUUGUAGUAAUAAACUAAUAAUGUAAUUUUCUCCCUUAGUUUUUGUAAGUUUGUCUGUGA
Argentina anserina (silverweed cinquefoil) is the source of this 1450-nucleotide messenger RNA. Its product is annotated as 24-methylenesterol C-methyltransferase 2. The transcript has a single exon. Gene Ontology annotation, molecular function: S-adenosylmethionine-dependent methyltransferase activity. Bases 95 to 1162 code for a protein of 355 amino acids. The record is from RefSeq and is a predicted model, not a curated record. NCBI's taxonomy places the organism in Eukaryota, Viridiplantae, Streptophyta, Magnoliopsida, Rosales, Rosaceae. Gene Ontology annotation, biological process: steroid biosynthetic process.